ACCAGCACCGUCACUUUACAGUCCUCAUUGAUCUCUUUCACUAUCAAUACUUCAAAGCCUCCCGUCGACUAUUGACGACUCAUCCACAGCUCUUCGCAUCUGGCAUCGAGUCAUGUCAUGCCAACCUAACCAUCUACGACAUGGGGAACGCGCUGCCCUGUUGGAAAGAGUCCUGAGUUUGACUUCCGAAUUAAUCUCUCUCAUUCUUGAUUGCGUGAAUCCACCCAAUCCACCCAGGCUAGAUCAAGAUGUGGACGACAUACUCACGUUUCGUAGUGUAUUGGAACACCUACUUUGAUUGCCUAUGAUUACGACUCACUUCCGCUCAUAUGCCCACGCUACGAAACAGAUGCGUACCCCUCUGGUCUCCCGCAACGCUUAGAAGCAGAGUAUAACUGGCUUCUCCGUCAGAAAUGGCUUCGGUCGCAGAAAAUGUUCUCCGAAGCUACCCCCUUCGUCAUGACGCAUCUCGCGUGCCUGAUGCAACAGCCAUCCAGACUGCCUCUCGUCAUGCAACCCUGUUCCAGCCUCAACUUGACGGGCCUUGAGAAAAUCGAGCUCAAACUGCCAACGGAUGGUUUCUUCCUCUUGUUUAAAGUCAGCGCCCCGCCAUUUCCUACACCGAACCACUGUUAUUAUGACGAGACCUUGAUCGGUGCCGGUGCCUAUCUCGCGCACACCCGUAAACUGACUUUGGACUUCACUUCGAUGAACCCUUGGUAUAAUUUGGGGUUAGGUCCGUGGUCCGAAGAAGAUGACGGAGGCAUGCGGCCUGGGGAUAGGGCCACGUGCACUUCAGGCUUGGUCAUUGACUGGAUCUUGACAUACGCAUGGCACUACAACUACUUGCAGCACAUCCACAGCGUGGAGCUCAGAGGCGAUAUCCAAGAUUGGGUUAAAGAGAAAUGGCACCGGGUUUUUGCCGGCACGCACCCAGACCAAGACAAUGUCGCAAGCCGUCAAUGCAUUCAUCAAAUCGAGCACCACGGGGAACCAGAAAGCGUUGCUAUGGGAGAGCGCUGGAUUCCCACACAACAUUACCCGCCUGCGUGUCGAUGCGAAUUGAACUGCAGCAGAUUGCGGCGUGGGAUUGUGGAACCAGAAAUGCCCUCUACAACAUGGGAAGACGAUACACAGGACGACUUGCGUCCCUUGGACACGCUGCCAUGGCACAAUCAGAUGGACACAGAUGGGUAGCGUUGCAGUACGUGAAUACUUGUAGAUUGGGGUC
Molecule: messenger RNA, 1231 nt
Organism: Paraphaeosphaeria sporulosa
Lineage: Eukaryota; Fungi; Ascomycota; Dothideomycetes; Pleosporales; Didymosphaeriaceae
Exons: 5
Coding region: 433-1197 (254 amino acids)
Source: RefSeq, a predicted model, not a curated record